This is a messenger RNA of Alternaria viburni, 969 nucleotides long. RefSeq lists its product as uncharacterized. The record is from RefSeq and is a predicted model, not a curated record. The transcript is spliced from 2 exons. NCBI's taxonomy places the organism in Eukaryota, Fungi, Ascomycota, Dothideomycetes, Pleosporales, Pleosporaceae. The coding region runs from base 1 to 969 and encodes 322 amino acids.
AUGAACAUCCACCGAGCGCGGCAGCCAGACCCGAGCUUCGCUCGUACAACAGCGCUCAUGGUCAACAUAUUCUCCAUGACUACAGAAGCGGUCGAUCCUCGCACGCUUCUGAGCGAGAGGGAAGUACGCGGUCAGCUACAUCUGCGCUUCCGCCCCAAAUGGGAUGUCAGUCCCGGAAUUCUCGCUCGAGAGAAAAAGUCCGUGAAAGACGAGAGCUUCAAGGCAUUCAAGUCGCACAACUACUGCGUCUUCGCGUGCAAGCUCCUAGCGGGUCUUUUGGCUUGGCUAGUCGAGGAACUACGCCUUCCAAUCGAUGUCGAAGAGGUGGAGAUACACGGGGUCUACGAGAUCAAACCCGUCGUCUGCAUCGAGAGCUCGACCGGCAGGAGAAGGCGGAUCGCCGACGUACACACGGUGUUCAAAAUCACCUCCCCCAACGACAAUGGAGAGGGCGUCUACAUCGACCCCUCAGCGCCCCAGUACCUACGACCCGCGGGCGUAUACCCCGUCAGAGGAUACCCUGCAUACCCGGACGAGGAAGUGAAAGUGCCGAUAGAGUUCUUCUCCUUGGGAUACAAUUACUCCCAACACCUCAACAGCGUUCACGAGAACGAAGCCAGUUCGUCACGUUCCCGCACCCUGCGCAUAGAAUUCCGAACCGAAGCGAUCGUGCGAACGGUCAACAACCGGGUAUACCAGAAGAUGACUGGCUGCGCAUGGAAGGACGUCAUCAGGGGCGGCAAUGAUGACAAGUGGGGUGCUCUGGAGCAUGAUAUCCUGAGCUCCGUCAAGGCGGAUCUCGAUGUCCUGGUGAACUACCUCGACAACAAGUACAUCCCGGGCAAUCUUGACAGGAACACACACUGGAAAGCCCUGGCUAAAUCCUGCAUGGGUACCGGUCAUGCAAAGGUCAUGGAGUCUUUGGAGCGAGCGUUGGGACUUGAGGUGACGCGGCAUCAACUUUCUUAG